AAUAUAUUUUUCUUUUUCUCAGAAUUGCAAGAGGAGGGUAAGAAACAACGACAACGAGACAGUAAACGUCCAGACCUGCAGUUGUACAAACCUGGUUCUGGCCAUCCACGCAAACAUAAGGACAACUCAGAAGGAGCUGGCUCAUACCCUGUGCACCCACCGGAUGAUUGUGGUUUGGGUAAUGACACCAAAAUGCCUGACGGCUCACCUACCAGUCCUGGAUGCUCUCACAUCCCUGGUAUAGACAGUGGAGACUUUCCAAAUGAUGGUCAGCCUAAAACGAAUCAUAACACUAAAGGACACGUUGGUGGCAAGAACCACCUGCUUGUGUUACAAGAUGGAAAUGCUGUUAAAAGCAUUGAAGGUGCUGGUACGCCAAGGUCUCCGAAGCAGUCACGAAAGAUGCGAAAGCCAGACCGUGAGAUAUAUCAGCCAGGGGGGCGAAGGUCUCAAGGAAACAAAGAGACCGGGGCGAGCAAAGAAUUAGAUGGGGAUCAAAGACAAGAGGAAGAAGUGGGUGGGAAAUAUGUCGAAUCACUUACAAAGGGUGAGAAAGAGGAAAAGCGCAGAAACAGGCGUGGGAAAGAUGGCAGGAAAAAGCAAGAGUCCAAAGGAAGUGUAGACUCCCCCUCUGCGAACAGAAAUGAGAAUAAUGUCGAGAAUAUCACUAGUAACAUCAGCAAACUCCAAGUAGAGUCUGAGGAAGGUAGAGAUGUUGGUGGGCAGGAUGGUGCAAACCGGAGAAAACCUAGUGGGGAAGGACGAAGAAGCCAAGCAGGUGAAGAGAAUGGAGGAAUCGGAGAAGACAAAAAAAAGGAGAGGGGUAAUGGGAAAUCCAAACCAGGAAGGGAGAAAGGUAACAACCAGGUCUUUGUCAAAAAAGAGGAAGGGGAGGGAGGAGGGAAAGGUACAGAGGCAGCUCAGCCUGAAGGAAAAAGGCAGAGGAAUGUUGGCGCAAAGGAGGUGAGCCAUAACCAGAACAUGAACCGUGAAAAACAAAUGGGGAACAGGCCGAAAGAGAGAGGGAAACCAUGUGAGAGAACAGAUUCAAACCGAGUCAACGCUGCCUCAAAGCGAUACUCUCAGUCAGACAUCCGGCGACCUCGAAACCGCACAUACAGCACGAGUUCGGCCAGUAGCGGGACCAGUAUGGACGGUCUGGCUGAAGCUGAGAGACUCAGAGGAGAGGGUCGGCAGUUGUCAGCACGCGCUGUGGAGAGGACCACUGGACAGAGAGAGUUCGUCCGAGGGAACCUGGCCCGCCCGAGGAGACGGACAGCCCGGACCUUGUCCUCCACAGAUUCGCUGGAGGAAAAUGAGGCGUGGGAGCUAGCAGAUAGACGAGGCAGAGUUGCUGAUGAAGCCAAGAGCACCCACAGGGGUCCUGAAGGGGGCGGAAGAGGCCAAAGAGUGCCUGCGCCUUGUGGUCGAGGAGGAAUUUUGAGAGUUUCUUUGGACAAGCAUUCUAAUGAAGAGCAAGCGAGCCGAAAAAACCCUAGAGGUCGUGGGAGGGGAAUCCUAGUUCUUCCUGCCCACACUGAUCUAAGUUUAACCCCUGAGCCUGGGCCUGGGCCUCAGCUUCGAGGAAUGAGAGGAGGAAUGGGUCUGGGCCGAGGAAGAGGCGGCCGUGGAGGAGGGGCAAGACGACUUUGGGACCCGAAUAACCCGGAUAAGAAACCAGCGCUGGUGUCAAGCCAACAGUCCAAGCAUGCAUCUCUCCCGCAGGCUUUGUACUUGCAGCAGGGUGGAUGUGGGCCGUUGCACUUCCUGGAUACUGAUGACGAGACUGCAGGAAGUCCUCCUGUUCGCCAGGGAGAGUAUUUUCAAAACCAGCAAGCUGCUGCGAUGGCUUACUACAAAUUCCAGAAUUCCGACAAUCCCUACUGUUAUCCGUUACCAGCCAAUUCCCCAAACACCCCGCCACGCUAUCCAUACCCGUAUCACAUUCCCUAUCAAAUUCCUGGCUCUAAUGGCAUCUAUCCCACCUCUGCUAUGCCACCUUUUUAUGGACCCUAUGGGCAAGGUGGGCCAGGUUAUCCCACUCCAGCGGGAUCUAGUCUCACUCCAGAAGAGGCAGAGGUGCAGACCAGAGGAGAGCUGGGAAAGCUGCUUCGGCUGGCUGACAGUCAGGAACUCCAACUCAGUAACCUGCUGUCCCGGGAAAGACUGAGCCCAGAGGGACUGGAGAGAAUGGCCCAGCUCAGGGCUGAACUCCUGACGCUAUACGAGCGGGUGAUUUUGACAGACAUAGAGUUUUCCGACUCUCAAAACCUAGAUCAGGCCCUAUGGAAAAAUGUGUUUUACCAGGUGAUAGAGGGGUUUAGGCAGCUUCUGAAAGACCAGACCUCAGACACUGCCCCACAGAUCAAAACCAUGCUGAUGACCAUUCUGGAAGAGGGGGGAGUAUUCUUUGAUUCACUUCUACAGAAGUUGCAGACAGUGUUUCAGUUCAAGCUGGAGGACUACAUGGACUGCAUGGCUAUACGAGCAAGACCUCUACGCAAGACGGUCAAAUACGCUCUGAUCAGUGCCCAGCGCUGCAUGAUCUGUCAGGGCGAUAUCGCACGAUAUCGUGAACAGGCUAGUGACUCUGCUAACUAUGGGAAGGCCCGCAGUUGGUAUCUAAAAGCUCAGCAGAUUGCUCCGAAAAACGGACGACCCUACAACCAGCUGGCCCUUCUAGCAGUGUACACGAAGCGAAAGCUGGAUGCUGUAUACUAUUACAUGCGUAGUCUUGCUGCUAGUAACCCGAUCCUCACAGCCAAGGAGAGCCUGAUGAGUCUGUUUGAGGAAGCCAAGCGCAAGGCUGACCAGAUUGAACGCAGACGAAAGCAGGAUUCAGAUGGAGGUACCCAUGGUUCCAGAGGUCAUGUGGGUGGGCGUCGUGGCGAGGACGCCUCCCGUGUGGAGAUUUGGAUACGUCCGAGUGGGAAUCCGGGCACUUCUCGUCCAACAGGCAGUGAAUCUGGAAAGGACUCUGAGCAGGAUGGAGAGCUUGGAACUUUGAGUGCCAGUGAUCUCAAUAAGAGGUUUAUUUUGAGUUUCCUAUACACUCAUGGAAAGCUCUUCACUAAAGUAGGGAUGGAGAGUUUUCCUGCUGUAGCCAGUCGAGUGUUGCAGGAGUUUCGGGCUCUCCUCCAGCACAGCCCCUCCCCCCUCGGCAGCACACGCAUGCUGCAGAUCAUCACAAUUAACAUGUUCAUCAUCCAUAACGCACAGAUUAGAGCUGAAAGGCAGGGCGAAACUCGGUCUGUAUUGGAGGAGCAGACCAUAUCCCUAGGUUUAGCUAUGUUUGGUCUUCUUGUCCAACGUUGCACUGAGCUCUUGAAGGAAGCGCCUGCUGAGUCUAUCCCAGCAGAAGAGCUGGGGGAGUUUGAUGAGAUGGAUGACGAAGAGGGGAUGGUACGGGUGUCCUCCUUCCCUCCUGACCUGAGAGAGCUGCUGCCCAGCAUGAAGGUCUGGUCCGACUGGAUGCUAGGACACCCUGACAAGUGGAACCCUCCUCCCUGCAGUAUUCAGGGGAGUCCAGAUGUGUGGCAGUGUCUUGCAGAUCUUUGCAACUCUUUCUCACACGUGUAUCACGGUGAGGUUUUGCUGUAUAAAGCUGAUGCGGAUGGAGAAGGAGACGAGGAGCUCAGAGUCCUGCAACUGGAGGAGGACAAAAUGCUCUCUGGCUUUGUCCCGCUGCUCGCUGCCCCACAGGAAGCCUGCUAUAUAGACCAAGGAACAGAUGCGGCUAUAGCAGCUGACUGUAAGAGAGUGACCGUUCUGAAAUACUUCCUGGAAGCUCUGUGCGGGCAGGAAGAGCCGCUGCUGGCUUUUAAGGGAGGAAAGUACAUUUCCAUGGCAACACCUCUUACAGCCGGCUCAAAUGCCGAGAACAAGAUGCAAACGCAAGAACUGGAGGAUGAUGUCAUUGUGGAGGAAUCGUCUCUCUCUGCUUCAGAAGGGGAGAUCGAUGGAGAGAUUGAAGGAGACGUAAGCGAGGAUGAUAUCAGAGAGCUGAGGGCACGGCGCCACGCUCUCACACACAAGCUGGCACAACAGCAGAAACGCAGGGACAAGAUUCAGGCUGUUCUGCAGAUGGGUGGGCAGCUGGAGAUUGAGAUCAGGCCAUUCUAUCUGGUCCCUGACACAAACGGCUUCAUAGAUCAUCUGGAGGGCCUGAGGAAGCUUCUGGCCUGUGGGACGUACAUUCUGGUUGUGCCUCUUAUCGUGAUCACAGAGUUGGACGGUCUGGCUAAAGGGCAGGACAGUCGUGAGGGGAUCAGUAAUGGUGCCCAUGCCCGACAGGUGCAGGAGAGAGCCAGAGCAGCGGUCAUGUGUCUAGAGAAAGCCUUCGAGUCUAAAGAUCCCUGCAUCAGAGCGCUCACCAGCCGAGGAAACACACUGGAGUCCAUCGCCUUCCGCAGUGAGGACACCUCUGGACAAAAGGGCAACAACGAUGAUGUCAUCCUGUCCUGCUGUCUCCACUACUGUCAGGACAAAGCCAAGGACUUCAUGCCUGUGGAGAGAAAUGGGCCGGUGCGGUUGCGCAGGGAGGUGGUCUUGCUCACGGACGACCGCAACCUACGAGUCAAAGCUCUCACACGCAACGUUCCGGUCCGAGACAUCCCCGCCUUCCUGAUCUGGGCUAAAGUAGGCUGAACCGCAGACCUGACCUACUGCUGUACAAACCAAUCAUCCUCCACUGAGGAAAUGAUGUCACAGAGAGAGGAUGAAUAUAAAGGGGAAA
Molecule: messenger RNA, 4735 nt
Organism: Rhinichthys klamathensis goyatoka
Lineage: Eukaryota; Metazoa; Chordata; Actinopteri; Cypriniformes; Leuciscidae
Gene: smg6
Product: SMG6 nonsense mediated mRNA decay factor
Exons: 18
Biological process (GO): nuclear-transcribed mRNA catabolic process, nonsense-mediated decay
Cellular component (GO): telomerase holoenzyme complex
Molecular function (GO): telomeric repeat DNA binding; telomerase RNA binding; protein binding
Source: RefSeq, a predicted model, not a curated record